AUGCAGGGCGCAUCCACCUCCAAUGCGAUGACGACGCACAAAUCGAAGCGAGAUUGGGAUAUAAAUGAUGCAAUUGUGCCACAAGUGGCAGACAUUGAAUUCGAUGAGUUCAGCGAAUGGAGCGAUGGACAUGUGCGUCUUAUCUACUCGGUGCACAACGAGGAGGCCAAAAAGCACAUCUCUGGCUGGGCGAUGAGAAACACGAAUAACCACAAUGUGAACAUUCUGAAAAAGAGUUGCUUGGGCGUUUUGAUCUGUUCGCAACAUUGUACACUGCCCAACGGAUCCAAGAUCAAUCUGAGACCGGCCAUCUGCGAUAAGGCAAGACGCAAACAGGAGGGUAAAGCGUGUCCCAACAAAAGUUGUCGUGGCGGGCGACUUGAGAUCAAACCAUGUCGUGGUCACUGCGGUUACCCCGUGACACAUUUCUGGCGGCACUCGGGAAACGCCAUCUUCUUUCAGGCAAAGGGAGUACAUGAUCAUCUGCGACCGGACCCCAAGAAUUCCAGUGUCUCGAAGCGUGCAUUUGGACGUGUCUCCCUCACUUCCAGUAAUAAGGUCACCACAACAGCCUCAAGGACUGCACCCAAGAAGUCGGUCAUUGCUGGUUUAGUAAAGCAGGUCAAGCAACAACAAAAUCUAAUGGGCAAAGUAAUCAAGAGGAACACAUCGAGUAAUCCACUGAGUCACUCCGCCCUAGAAAUAUAUCAGUUUAAUGCUUGUGGCAAGUGCACCACGUAUAGUCACUGCACCUGCAGCUAUCUGGAGGACGCCACACGCCCCCACGGUCUAAGUCAAUCCUCCAAUUACAUGAGCAGCUCCUGGCCCCUCCCAGCCGCCGAGUCAGCAAACUGUGAUCCUCCGGCUAAUGUAUUUACGGUGAACCAUCAACACAUUACCUACAAUUAUCCCAUUUACCAUGCCACUCCGGCUGCAGCAACUGCCGUGCCAAGCAAGUCGCCGAGCUUACCCUACACUUGCAUCUCGGAGUUGUCCGCCUAUCAGCCCGUAAUCAACAAUCAGUCCAAUCUGUCCGGUUAUAGCAAUGCCAAUUGCCAGCUGGCUUAUGAAACCGGAUCUCAGUUGGCCACCCCGGAGCCGGAGUUUAUCAAUUACUCCCAGAUAAAGCAUUUGGGGGGCACGGACCACCACGGCUGCAAGGGGGAAACGACGCCGACAAUCAAGUAUAAUGCGACUGUGGAGACGCAGCCGGUGGCAGGGUAUGCGGAGGAUAACUACGACUACUAUUACAAUCGCGAGUCCAAGUCCGACUACGAGUUGCAGCAACAAUUCGCUGCAAGCGCUGCCGGCCAUGGACAUUAUUAUGAGAGCGCCAAUAGUUAUAACGGCGUCAGUUACUUUGACACGGGUACAACAGCGCCAGGCAAUGGCAGCGGCGGCAGCACGAACCUGGAUGCUAGCAGCGUUAGCGGCGGCAGCACGAACAUUGAUCACGGCAGCUACGGCAGCUACUACGAUCAUUAUGCCAACUAUGAGCAACAGAUGGCGGUAGCUGGUGGCUAUGCAGCCGCCGCCGCUAGUGGCGCUGCUGGCGCUAAUGUUGGUGUCGGGGCUGUGGCAACUGGUGUGGCGCCACCAACGCCAACACUCACAUAUCAUCACCACCAUCAUCAUCACUUGCAUCACGCACAGGCACAAUCAGCACACGCAGCCCAUUAAUAGUACUUAACGAUCGUAUUACUCAUAGAUUCUAGCUAAUAGUUCUUAGAAUAGACUACGUUUUAGAUUUGAAAUCUUAAUUUCUAUACGUAUUAUUUUUAUUAUUGUUUUU
Molecule: messenger RNA, 1792 nt
Organism: Drosophila innubila
Lineage: Eukaryota; Metazoa; Arthropoda; Insecta; Diptera; Drosophilidae
Gene: gcm2
Product: transcription factor glial cells missing 2
Exons: 3
Coding region: 1-1680 (559 amino acids)
Biological process (GO): regulation of transcription by RNA polymerase II; gliogenesis
Cellular component (GO): nucleus
Molecular function (GO): DNA-binding transcription activator activity, RNA polymerase II-specific; RNA polymerase II cis-regulatory region sequence-specific DNA binding
Source: RefSeq, a predicted model, not a curated record